Molecule: messenger RNA, 3011 nt
Organism: Cydia fagiglandana
Lineage: Eukaryota; Metazoa; Arthropoda; Insecta; Lepidoptera; Tortricidae
Exons: 8
Coding region: 16-1716 (566 amino acids)
Biological process (GO): fatty-acyl-CoA biosynthetic process; long-chain fatty acid metabolic process
Cellular component (GO): mitochondrion
Molecular function (GO): long-chain fatty acid-CoA ligase activity
Source: RefSeq, a predicted model, not a curated record
UAUCCAAUAACAAUCAUGGCGUCAAAAUGUUUCCUCACGGCAAAUCGGGCUCUGAUUGCCAAGAAAAUCCCCUUCAGCACGAGGAGACUCAGCGGAACCCCGUGGACGAAGGAAGGCAUCAUAAAGUCUCCCUUGAAACCGAUAGAAGUCCCGAAUUGCACCGUGCAUGAAUAUAUUUGGCAGAAUUUGGAGAGAUGGUCGGAUCGGACGAUGGCGAUAUGCGGUUCAACCGGUAGAGGCUACACAUACUCACAAGGCUACCAAUUGUCCUCGGCGUUCGCGGCCAACCUGCGGAACAAGCUCGGUGUCCGCGACGGCGACGCCGUGGCCGUGAUGCUACCCAACGUGCCCGACUACCCCCUUGUUGCCUUGGGUAUAUUGGGCGCGGGAGCUGUCAUUACUAGUAUCAACCCUAUUUAUACGGCCCACGAAGUCCAACGUCAACUGUUACUCUCCGACGCCAAAAUCAUCGUCACGCUCCCAGAAACUGUAGAAAUCGUAAAAAACGCCCUAAAAAUGGCCAAACUAAAGCUACCAAUCAUUGUAGUUAAAACCUAUGAACCCAUACCAGAAGGCACAAUACUCUUCAACGAACUAAGCGAAGCAAACGUAGACUUGUCAUGUUUGAAAGAAGUAAGGAGGAGCGCUACAGAUGUGUGUUUUCUACCAUAUUCUAGUGGUACUACGGGAGUGCCUAAGGGAGUGGAAUUGACCAAUGAGAAUCUAGUGGCUAAUAUGGAACAGAUCAAUGAUCCUGUGAUAAGGACGCAUAAUGAUACUACAGCAUCUCACCAAGACUCCGUCAUGGCGGUGCUGCCCUUCUUCCACAUCUACGGAGCCGAGGUCAUCAUGUUCCACAAGUUGUCCCAGGGCGUCAGGCUGGUGACCGUCACCAAGUUCCAUCCUGAAGUGUUCCUCGACGCCCUGGGGACGCAUAAGGCGAAUCUUUUAUUCGCGGCUCCUCCUAUAAUACUGAUGAUGGCGUCGCACCCAGCCAGCUCCUCGAAGAAGCUGCAACACCUGGAGGUCAUCAUCAACGGCGCGGCACCCUUGGCCGCCGCCGACGCCGAUAGGUUCAUCCAAAAAGCUGAGAGGAAAAUGGACUUCAGGCAAGGCUACGGCCUCACAGAGACAUCGCCCGUGGUCACAAUGACCCCUAGAGGCCUCGACAACUACUCGUGUGUUGGCCUCCCCAUGCCCAACACGGACCUUAAGAUCGUGGACCAGAACCUAAAGAAUAUGGGACCUAAUGAGAAAGGCGAGCUCCUGGUCCGAGGGCCUCAAGUCAUGAAAGGAUACAAGGACAACGAGAAAGCGAACAAGGAGGCCUUCACAGAUGAUGGCUGGUUCAGAACAGGAGACCUGGCAGUUGCUGACGACCAGGGGAUAGUGACCAUAGCUGACAGACUUAAGGAGCUUAUCAAGGUCAAAGGCUUCCAAGUACCCCCAGCAGAGCUCGAAGCAGUCCUACGCGACCACCCAUCCGUCGCCGACGCAGCCGUCAUAGGCAUACCUCACAAAGCCCACGGAGAAGUACCCAAGGCGUUUAUCGUCCUGAAAAAAGGACACGAGGCCCAGCCGGGAGAUAUAAGCGGAUUUGUAAAGGAGAGGGUGGCCGAGUAUAAAAGGAUUAGUGACGUGCAGUUUGUGGACAGUUUGCCGAAAAGUGGCACGGGAAAGAUAUUAAGGAGGGAACUCAAGGAAAAAUACACGUGAUUUAGAAGUGGUACAAAAUGAUUUUUAAAAUAUUUUAACCCUUAAGGGCCUUCGUCAACUUGUGCGAGUAUACGGAACGGGAGGGCGGGUUAACGAAAAAUAGUAUAAGCAACGCUACCUGGGCUAUAACCGCGAAAAUCGAAGUUCGCAAAUUGCGCGCCUUUUUCUCUGUCACUCUAAUUACGCCUUCAUUGGAGUAAAAGAGAAAGAUCCCCGCAAUUUGCGAAUUUCGGUUUUGGCGGUAGCCCCUCUGGCGCGGAUGUGUGCGACGGAUUUUAUCUACAAUGGCACCCGCGUGCGUGCAUUCGUUCAAGUCGUCAAAGGGAAUGGCCUAAGCUUGUACAAAAUUGUAAGUACCUAGUGCAUAAUUGUUUUCCAUCGUAUUUUCUCGGAAACGUUCGUAUUUGUCAUGCUACUUCAAUCAACCUAAGUACUUUUUGUACAGAGACUGACUGAAAUAGCAAGACACGUUCGUACGUUUCCGUGACAAUACGACGGAAAAUAAUUACGCACUACAUCUGUAUGUAUAGUGACUAUAUACUAUAGUCUGUCAGGCCAAGCGCGCACCACGACUUUUUGUCGCGCGAUAAUUUAGUCGCAGAAAUGUAACGUAUGUGUUAUAUAUGGCAGUGCGCGCAUAUGCGACAAAUAAAUCGCAGCGAUUUUAAAAUUGUGAUUUGUCACAUUUUUCCGCGACUGCUCGCGACGCGAUUGUCGCAAAGUGAAUUGCAGCAUACGGAGCUGUAUGGCCCCGCGCGCACUGCAAUUAUAAAAUCGCACCCCGGGCCUCAGUCGGCAUUUGGCUUUCCAAGCGUCAACAUAUCGGAACCUGCUUCUCCAAUGGAACCACAAGAUGAGACGCUAGAUGUUGACCGUUUAAUUAUGGAAAUAGGAGAUCACCUAAGAAGACACGUUUCACGACAAGCGACUGGUACGAAAUUCAUGUUGAGAAUGAACAAAUAGACGACUUUUUCAUCGCAGUGCGCGCAGUGGAUUUUCUGCGAUAUAUUACAGCGCGAUUCUAAAAUCGUGUCGCAAAAAUUUAAAUCGUGGUGCGCGCUUGGCCUCAGUGACAAAAAAGAGUAGAAAUUAUUAAGUGGCAAUACUAUAGUGUCGUCCCUUUCAAAUCAAUACAUAUAAGAAAACGGACGACACUACCGUAUUAUACUACUUAUUAAUUCCUACUCUUUCUUGUCAGACUAUAUGCUGAGAGCAGAUUUAAGCAAAAGCAAAGUAAGUAAUCAAAAAUGAUUAUCACUUGUAUCGUAAAUAGUAAAUAAGAGAAAAUGCAUUAU